AUUGGAAAUAAUACGGAAAUAAUGUGAGAUGUGGGGCGUUGGUGGAUCAAGCGACCUGUGAUUGCCACUGUUUGAAAUUGAGACUUUUUCGGAUAUAUAUUUGGAUCUUACACGACGAUGAGGAAUCCAUUUACAUGACAUCGUUGGCAGAGUUUAGGGCAGCCCCCAUGGAGGCGGAUAGCGUCUAGGGAGUUUCACCGAGCUAUGGAUCAUUUGAGAUACAAAUUACACAAGUGUCUGAAACCUCACAGAAUACUUGGCUUUGCCCUUUGCUACACCCUGACGUGCUUCAUAUUUCUCAGCCUGUACUACGAUGGCACCUCCAGGGUAGCCACGUCAAACCAAGUCAAAGCACUCCUAACCAACAACAUAACCGUUCACUCGCCCCCCGGGCCACCCAAAGAAGCCCAUCGAAAUGUCUCCCGAGAGAUCCUCCAGCUGCAGGACACGGCGGAGCAGCUGCAGCGGCAGAUCGAGCGUCAGACCGCAGAGCGCCCUCGCCCCAAGAAGUUCGACUGGCGAGAGUUGGUCAAGAGGGAUAUCUUCAAGGAGAAGAAGAAGCUGUUGUCUUCAAAUGACUACAGGCAUUUUGCGAACAAUAAGAGUCUCUCAUACCACUGUAAACGAUGUGCAAUAGUUUCCAGCUCCGGGCAGCUCCUUGGGAGAGGGGCGGGCCCCGAAAUUGAUAGCAACGAGUGCGUGAUACGCAUGAACGAUGCGCCCACCAAGGGCUUUGAACAGGACGUAGGAACAAAGACUUCAGUCCGUGUUAUAGGACACAGGAACCUGGGGCGCAUGUUUGCCAACCAGGAUGAACUCCAAGAUAAGAUGUUUUCCAAUCAUUCGACGGAGAAGGUCUUCGUCCACUGGUCUUACUUGACGGACAUUGAUGCCGACAAAGUGGAGGAGUACGCACUCGUUUUGAAACUCAUGGAGAAAUACCCCAAAGUGGACUUUGUGAUGUUUACGCCGCAAAAAAUGAAAUUUGCCGAAAAGCUCUUCCAUCAUGAAACAGAAUUAACAAGGAGACAAGCACGAACGUGGUUGUCGACAGGGUGGUAUACAAUGUUGCUUGCCAUGGAUGUCUGUGAUGAAAUCAAUGUCUAUGGUAUGGUCAGUGAGGAUUAUUGCAAGGAGCAUCCGAAUGAAAAGGUGCCUUAUCACUACUAUGAUCCUUCCACAACGGCUGAGUGUGCAUACUACCAUACAAGCGAGGUCAGGCUAUCCAGCGGCCAUCUAUUCAUCACGGAGAAAGCGGUCUUUGCCCGCUGGUCAAGCAUCUACAACAUCCGCUUCCAUUACCCCUAUUGGACUCCGAGACCGUACAGCGUCAGCGACGCGCUUAGAACUCCUUUCCUCUUGCGCUACCAUAUAGCAAACAAUCGACUCUUUGCGAAGUUUCCAUACUGGAAGCUGUAUUUUCAUUUUGCAGGAAUAUUCUACCCCCUGGUACAUUGAUGUCGGGGGCCAUUGUAGAUAGCGUAUGUUUGGUCGUUGUCGUCUUCUUGUCAUUGACAUUGUGCGUCAUUUUCGUGCCAUAUGGAAUGUUAUAGUCGCUUGGAAUGUGAAGUCGCUUGUGAUGUGAUACUAACAGGAGUCGGUUUGCAUAUCCAUGGAUUCGGGUCUAUGUGAAUUAGCUAUGAAUUGAUGGAAAGAUAUAAAGGUCAAAAGAAGAGGGAGGAAGAAUUUUUUCAGAAAACGGAAGGAUAAUGACAUAAUACAUCAUGGAAUCUGCACUAUCAACAUGUUCUUAAUUUUUCAUCAAGAAAGAAAGGUAUUCUAAUUCUUCAAAAGCUGCAGCAAUGGAUUCAUAAAGCAAGGAUUAUUACUGUACAUGAUUGGACAAUCCUGCAUCACAUGAUCUGUUUGCUGCUCUGUGAUUGGUGUAAUUCGGGAAUCUCAAUGAUAACGCCCUCAUGGAGAUCUUGCCAAGGCCCAUUCAAGAAGCGUUGAAUAAAUUACUUAAUAAUAGGUCACAUACAAUGACAUUGGAUGUGGCAAUAGUUUAUUGAAAUAGGUGAGGUAAUAUUAAGGUGGUAGGUUGUGUAUGGGCUGUGUUUUAUAUUAUCUGAAAGCUUUUUAUUCAAUUGAUAAUCAAAUGUACACAAUGAAACAUGAUGGAAAUUGUAUAACACUAUUAAAGCAUAACAAUACUAAUCUUAGCACUCGAUCAAAGGUCAGUUUUUUUUACAACUGACUUUAUUGAUUGUAUGCGAUCAGUCGUACAAACCAAUUAAAUGUCAAUCUCAUUUUUUUUCCAAUGGAGAUGGGGAUGAAUUAGGGGUGUUUAUGACUCAGAGAUGCCCUUUUAUCAUCUGAAUAAGGUUACAUUUUUUCAGCAUCAGGCAUUCAAUCUAACUUCGGUGUUAAGGGCAUCAGGAAAUUGUAAUAAUUAAAUAUGAAUAAUAAAAAACUUUUAAUAGUGGAAAUAGUAAAGGUACGAGGGAUUUUUAUACAAAACCUUAUCCACUACCCCUGAAAAUUAAAUGUAACAUUAGAAACCCCAUUUUUUUUUGGGGGGGUUGUUCCACUGUCAUUAUAUGUUUGAAAUGUAAUGAAGUCGAAAUGAAUUAUUGUUUAAUCAGAAAAGUCAUAUGGUAAAGAUGACAGAAGUGAAAACGAUUUUGAUGUACUUUUUAUACGGAAUGCGAUGCUUGGUAUUGUUUUUCUUUACUAUACUGUCUAUACAUGUACCUGUGCUUGAUUGAGGAUUUUUCCUCUUCCAUUUUUUUUAAAGACAAUGAAGGCAUCUUAUUGAUACCUGAGUCAGUUAAUUCCUUCCCAAAGAAACCUUGCAUUAACUUAUUGCCAUUGAGGUGUGACUAAUUAGUCUAGUCAUUCUAAUUAGUCAUUCUAAUUCAGUGUUGUACAUGUACAUUUCAAUUGCUUAUAAUGACAGUACAUGUACAUGUAGGUAAUCUGUGUCUGUGAUUGAUUUCUCAUUAAAAUCCACAUGAGAGGUGAGGAUGAGUCAUCGGGUGCAUUCGCACUCAAAUUCUUGUUCUAGAAUAAACGUUUUAAAUCAUGAUUGUACCUUUCGUUGUUUUCAUGAAUGCUUGUCAAGAACAGUGGGGGAGUUAAAGCAACAUAUGUUUACACUUUUGAAAAUUCACCUAGAUGUCAGUUUUCAUACCAACUAAUUUCUUAAUUUUGCGUGGAGGUAUUUUUUAUGCACUCAUCAUCCUAGUUAUCUUUGAUUUGAGUUAAAUACAGUGCGUCCCACAAAAAAGGAAACUGGGAUUCCCAUGUCGUUUUCUUCAUAAGAAAAUGGAUCCAUUUACAUAACCAUAUAAUUCAAUUAUUCUUCUUUAAAUUGUUACCUAAUAUGAGACGAAUAAUUUGCAUAUUAAUGAGGAAGACGAGUUUGAAAUUUCAA
This is a messenger RNA of Lytechinus variegatus (green sea urchin), 3376 nucleotides long. Its product is annotated as alpha-N-acetyl-neuraminyl-2,3-beta-galactosyl-1,3-N-acetyl-galactosaminide alpha-2,6-sialyltransferase-like. Bases 205 to 1458 code for a protein of 417 amino acids. Gene Ontology annotation, molecular function: sialyltransferase activity. The record is from RefSeq and is a predicted model, not a curated record. The transcript is spliced from 6 exons. NCBI's taxonomy places the organism in Eukaryota, Metazoa, Echinodermata, Echinoidea, Temnopleuroida, Toxopneustidae.